This is a messenger RNA of Penicillium cinerascens, 1788 nucleotides long. RefSeq lists its product as uncharacterized. Gene Ontology annotation, biological process: dephosphorylation. Gene Ontology annotation, molecular function: phosphatase activity. The record is from RefSeq and is a predicted model, not a curated record. The transcript has a single exon. The coding region runs from base 1 to 1788 and encodes 595 amino acids. Lineage: Eukaryota; Fungi; Ascomycota; Eurotiomycetes; Eurotiales; Aspergillaceae.
AUGUUUGGGAAUCGAAAAUUCUACGCCAUUGCGCUAUGCCUCCAGGCUUCCGUGCUCGUUACAGCGCAGGACUACUCGGAGAAAGUUUGGGGAGUCUUUGCAUAUACCAUUCACGGGGAGAGCAUUCCCAAUGCCCUAGCGGUAUCUCCUGGUGCCAAGGUCCUGACUGAAUUUGGCGCCAACCAGCUCCAAGCUGCUGGAUCAACCUUCCGGGACCGCUAUGUGCCAACUACAGACUCGAACGACAGUGCGAAUGCCAUUCAAUACCUAACUCCGGGUAUUCUCAUUGCGAGAGACGUGGGUGUGUUUUCAGCCACCGACCAAUACAUCUUUGCGUCUGCGCAGGCUUUCAUGCAGGGCCUAUACCCACCACUCGGCCAGUCGGAUACGACCGACUCAGACUUGACUGACUCGAAUUUGACCGGCAAUGCAACAAUUGAUACGGCUCCGCUGGAUGGAUAUCAAUAUGCUCGAAUCGUGACACUAGGAGAAGCGGAUCCUACUUCUAUUAUUGUGCAGGGAUCUGCCACUUGUGACAUGCAUCAAGCAGCUGAAGAGGAGUACAAGAACAGCAGUGAUGCUUAUAGAAUCACGCGGGAGUCGUCGGAUUUCUAUCUUGAUCUUCUUCAUGGGGUGCUUGAUGGGGUCUACGAUGCGGCUUCGGCGACGUACCGGAAUGCCGUUGAUGUUUCGGAAUAUAUGGACUAUGAAUCUGUGCAUAACAGCACGUUCAUGUCGACCGUCGGUGACGGUGAUCUAAGUCGAGCUCGGUGGUUAGCAGAUCAGUAUACAUAUGCAACAAAUGGGCAAGACUCCACGGCCACCAGCAGUUUCUCAACGAUUGGAGCCGUGAACCCUAUUGCCGGUCAAACGUUGGCGUCCGGUCUUUUGAAUGCGUUCAACAUGAAUAUUGAGCACUUUGGCUCCCAUCAGCAGAUGACCCUGCUUUUCGGAAAUGACGCACCUGCUGUCGCUCUGGCUUCUUUGAUAGGGCUGGCGUCAGAGCAACAGCCCAACUUCUACUCUCGCCCCGUUCAAGGUGCAUCUCUGGUCUUUGAGCUAUACAGCUUCGGGACAGGCGACGAAUCCCCCUCAUUUCCAGGAAAAGACAACCUGUACGUGCGAUUCUUUUUGCACAACGGGACCGAUUCAAAUACCACCGACUUUGAACCGUUCUCGCUCUUCGGGUACGGGCCGAGCCACCAGUACGUCUCAUAUACCGACUUCCAGUCUGAGCUGGAGACUUUUGCAGUAUCGUCGACUCAGGAGUGGUGCACGCGGUGCAAUGCGCAGUCCGUCUUCUGCAAUGGUGUUCUCAACGACAACAAAUCUGCUCCAAAGAAACAGAUGAAGCCGGCCGUGGCUGGCGUUAUUGGGGCCGUUGUCACGCUGGUCGUCAUUGGUCUCCUGGCGGCGAUUGGCUUCUUGAUCUGUGGUUGCCGUAAGCGCAAGACAAUUCACAAAUCAAGCAUUGGUGGCUUCAAGGGGACUGGCAAACUCGCUAGUGAUACAGACGUCACUUUCCGUAACCCUAUUUGGGGUGCCUCCAAGGCCGGAGAUGCUGAAGAGUCAGAAGGAAUCACGGCGGAUGGAGUGGUUGUCUCCGGCCACGAGCGACUGGGUAGUUGGGAAAUGGGCCAGGGCCAGCAAAAGAAGGAACUUGAUCAAGCAGAGUCGCCAGACAUCACGACUAAUCGCGUUCCCAUGUCGGUGGCAUGGGAUGACAUGGAAGAAGAGUGGAGGCUUCAUAGUGGACUUCAGCCCGUCAAGGUUCGCGAGAGUGUCUGA